This is a messenger RNA of Suillus subaureus, 2968 nucleotides long. RefSeq names its product STE like transcription factor-domain-containing protein. The coding region runs from base 114 to 2741 and encodes 875 amino acids. Gene Ontology annotation, cellular component: nucleus; Tec1p-Ste12p-Dig1p complex; Ste12p-Dig1p-Dig2p complex. Gene Ontology annotation, molecular function: DNA-binding transcription factor activity. Lineage: Eukaryota; Fungi; Basidiomycota; Agaricomycetes; Boletales; Suillaceae. The transcript is spliced from 4 exons. The record is from RefSeq and is a predicted model, not a curated record. Gene Ontology annotation, biological process: sexual reproduction; regulation of DNA-templated transcription.
CAUCCAUCUUUCCUCCUCCAGGUCUUCAAAUUUCUCUUCUUGAUUCAAGUAGUUAGCCCUGCGUCUGACUGUUCUCUACGGCUCACGACAACCUCACUGAAACAAGUGAUCUCAUGAACCCUUAUCUACAAUCGUUUGAUUCCUCACUCGAUACAGGCGCUGCAGGGCUGACUCCACCACCCAACUCCGGAUCUUCUUCCCCUUCUCUACUGAAUGACCAUCCCAAUGCCCAUCUCACGCAAGCGUCUGAUCGGCGCGUAACGAAUUCUAUCGCUCUGACAUCAGGAGGAUCACCUCCAAUGUAUAGCCAUCGUUCCCCCCAACGGACAACAGCUUCAUUUCAAUCCCGCCAGCCUCACAUAACUGAUCGCAGUCAAUCUGCCUUUGUUCCUCGCUUUAACCCUUCAGCCACUGGGUUGAGUGCAUGUAAAAGUCUGACAAGGCUUUUGACCGUGCAGGAACAGGAAAAUCUCAUUCAACUGGACAGCCUCAAGUAUUUUCUCGCUACUGCCCCAUCGCGAUGGUCCUCGACAGCUUCUGGUUUAGCACAAAAUGAUUCGUUUCCCAUGGAUUCCUCUGGCCACCCAGCCUCUUCACAUCCCUCCAUGAACCGCUUCCUUCUUCCUUCUUCGGAAUACAUUACCUGUGUCUCGUGGAAUAAUCGCUAUCACAUAACGGGCACCGAUAUUGUCCGUGCUCUCGUUUUCCGCUUUGAGGCAUUUGGAAGACCCGUCAGAAACAUGAAAAAAUUCGAGGAAGGUGUUUUCAGCGAUCUGCGAAAUCUUAAGCCUGGUGUCGAUGCUUGCUUGGAGGAACCCAAAUCACCAUUUCUGGAUCUUCUUUUCAAAUAUCAGUGCAUACGUACUCAGAAAAAGCAAAAGGUGUUCUACUGGUACUCGGUUCCUCACGAUCGCCUUUUCUUAGAUGCCCUCGAACGCGAUCUCAAACGCGAGAAGAUGAAAUCGGAACCGACCACCAAGAUCGUCGGUGAACCUGCACUCUCGUUUACGUACGAGCCGCAGCGCAGCCUGUAUGAACAAUUCAGCAAGGGACAGAGCACCGUACAAGCCAAUGGCGACGUCAUCAGCAAUUCUGACGUUACCCAGAUGAAUGGGAAAUAUGACACAAACGGAUCAGCACCAACCGUUUCACGUGCGGGGGCGAUGCACAACUCUAACUCGGGGGAGUUGCAUCUUAGUAACUGUCGUAUUGAUGGCGAAGGUGUCCCUCAUCUUCCCUCAGCACUGCAUGGUUCCUAUAUGGCAUGCCUGCCUCCUUCUAUUUUCGAAGGUUCUCCCACCUACAAGCAACGUCGUAAAAAGCCAGUUAGCAGGCUCGAUGCGGUCACGCGCAGUGACUCAGAAGAAAUGCCCAUUCACGCAUACGAGAUUGGCGUUGGCUAUGGACUCAAUGAUUCCGGCAUGACAGCUUCUGAUAUGUUCACCUCUCAAGCGAGAGGUGAACAAGAGCCUAGUGUGAGACGAGCAAAGGCUGUGCUACAAGCCCACGAUAACACAAUUUGGUCCGCUACACCGCAACUCGCUCCAGGACAGACUUCUGCCACCCUUCCAAACGGAUCAGUCUUCGGACGGUCAUCAAUCAAGCAGCCUUCAUCGCAAUCUCAUCUCCAUCCUUUUGCGGAGGAUUCCUCACCUUCGUUCCCUUCGGAUUUUGACGGCCAUCACGCCACCAGCGGGAUGACGCUCACUUCAAAGGUGUUUGCUUGUCCCCUCUAUUCCUGUGGCCGCUUGUUUAAGCGCAUGGAGCACCUAAAGAGGCACGUGCGGACGCACACCAUGGAACGCCCAUUCGCGUGUAACCUUUGCAGGAAGCGGUUCUCUCGGUCGGACAAUCUUAACCAGCAUCUUCGCAUACACGCACGGGUAGAAAGGGCUGAGUCAGCUUCUGUGGAUCUAAAUGCGUGCGAUAUUGACAUGGAAAACGAGGAAGCAGACGAAUGCGACGUUGCCUUUACUGCCGCUCUCUCUUUUGCAGAGGGUGGCUUACAGGACAUGGAGACGUGUGUUUUGGAACUACAAGGCCAGGUGCAAGAUGUGCAAGGCGACGAAGAGGGUCUAGUUGCGUUGUCUGGCGUCUCCCCUGUCAUGGAUACCGACGCCACCUCAGACGGUGGGCUCAGUAACAGCUAUUUUUUGCAAAAUGGCACCAGGAACCACACUGGGUAUGUUGAGUCAGCGGAGAUGACCUGGGCCAAGCCCUUCAUGAAUUCUCCGUCGUUGACUUCGACGUGCAACGGGGAAUCGACCAUGACGUCUUUUUCAGCUCCGUCUCAUAGACAAGAUUUUGCCCUGGACAAUAUGUCUCUCCAUGUAGCACCCUCAGAGGUCGGACCUCACAGACGUCACAGGAGCGCGACUCCAUCUCUCAUACGCUCGCAUUCUGUGUCCAGCGGCUCUAGCCAACACUACCACCCCUAUGCAUCAUCCUCUCAUUCGUGCCCCAGUUCAAGUCACUCCAGCCCAAGCGCUCUUUCACAUUCUCUUGAUAAUUCAGCGGUUUCAUCACAUGCUAUGUCUCGUGAGGCCUUGAGGGCAUCACAGCCGCGUUCAUUCUCAGCGCCUUCCUUCAGCACUAGCCAAGAGAUGCAUGGAGCGCUCGACAUCGGCGGCCUCAAUUUUGAUGGUAUCUUCUCGAACCACAUGACGCUAUUCUCAGAACCCGGCGCAUUCGAUUUUUCACAGGCAUACCCCACCUACGAAUCAAAUUCGUUAUCAAUCUAAACCAUUCGAGUCGGAAUAGAGUAUACCUCUCGUGUCAUCAUAAUUCAUUUUUGUUCAUCUUGCUAGCUAUAAAUGUAUCCAUAAUCUAUUUAUCACCCACCACCUAGUACAUACUAUACCACCAGUGAUUGUUUUGGGGCCUUGCGAACUUAUCGUGCAGGUCACUUUUGGGUUCUCCCCCACUUACGACACCGAGCUUCACGUACCAUUUUCUUGUAUUACAUAUC